Messenger RNA from Australozyma saopauloensis, 792 nucleotides. RefSeq names its product Vma22p (gene VMA22). Gene Ontology annotation, cellular component: Vma12-Vma22 assembly complex. Gene Ontology annotation, biological process: vacuolar proton-transporting V-type ATPase complex assembly. NCBI's taxonomy places the organism in Eukaryota, Fungi, Ascomycota, Pichiomycetes, Serinales, Metschnikowiaceae. The transcript has a single exon. The record is from RefSeq and is a predicted model, not a curated record. Bases 1 to 792 code for a protein of 263 amino acids.
AUGCCAACAGCAUCAGUUACAGAGGAGAUUGAAACGAGUGAACUAGACCAGUGUCUAGAGAGACUUGGUUUGACUGACGCCAAGGAGUUUGUUUUGUCCAAUGGCUUCGGAGAAUCGGAAAAACUGGCUCCGGAAAAUCUUCCGGAUAAACUAGACCUGGAAGAACGCCUGGAGGGGCUAACUUCUGAAUUGCAAGAUGAGAAGGUAUUACAGUUGUUGCUGAAGUUGAAUGAAUACGAAGAUUUGGCCAAUGGCAGCUUUCGAACGGACUUUAUUGACGGGUUCAGUAAUUUGAGCAGAGCAGGCUUCAAUAGCACACGGACUUUUGGUCCUGACUCAUACGACUUGCGAGAAUACCAAGCUUGUAAGAUCUUGGUGAAGAACGGGGAUUCUUUCGAGGUUGUAGACCGGUUAAAGCGCCAAAGAGAAGAAUCAAAGAAAACCGCCACAAUCAUAGCACAAGCUUCUAAAGAAGCGCCCGAAGAGAAUGGAACAAAAAAAAGAACCUCAAAAAACUCAGCGAAAAGUGCUGGCGCCACACAAAAAACCGAAAAGAGCGCCAUUUCUACAUCUACAUCCAUUCCCGCUAAAACUGAACCCACGGAGACUCGGGAAGUGGAAUCUGUUAAAUAUCGAGAUCCCAUCAAUCAGUUUGGUGGACUUGUUCCAUACCAAUUGCGCCAAGCUCAAUCGAACUUCCUGGCAGCAGUUUUGCAUUGUGUCAAGCUAGUCGAACUACGGAGGACGAUCGAGUCUCUCAUAGAAGAUAUCGAGUCCUUUCAAAGGUCAUAG